AUGUCUCUUAAUAAUACCACGUUAGCAUCAGAGAACUUAGCAGCCCUAGAUGAUUCAUCAAAGAAGGAAAUUGCUGCGUUUUUAGAAUCUGAAAACUCUAAGCAGAAAGUACAAAUGUCCAUUCAUCAGUUGACUAAUACAUGUUUCAAGAAUUGUGUUUCCAGUAUUACGGAUUCCAACUUGAAUGCACAAGAGGAAGAGUGUUUGAGUAGUUGUGUGAAUAAGUUUUUGGAUACCAAUAUUAGAUUAGUGAAGGGUUUACAAAAUUCACAAUGA
Molecule: messenger RNA, 276 nt
Organism: Naumovozyma castellii
Lineage: Eukaryota; Fungi; Ascomycota; Saccharomycetes; Saccharomycetales; Saccharomycetaceae
Gene: TIM8
Product: protein transporter TIM8
Exons: 1
Coding region: 1-276 (91 amino acids)
Source: RefSeq, a predicted model, not a curated record